This is a messenger RNA of Saccostrea cuccullata (small rock oyster), 1829 nucleotides long. RefSeq lists its product as uncharacterized. The record is from RefSeq and is a predicted model, not a curated record. NCBI's taxonomy places the organism in Eukaryota, Metazoa, Mollusca, Bivalvia, Ostreida, Ostreidae. The transcript has 4 exons. Bases 550 to 1023 code for a protein of 157 amino acids.
AUAGAUUUGAAGCCAUCGCAACACAAGCCUAACUCCGUUCCGGAAAGCAGGGUUUUGCAACCUUAGUUAUAAGUGCAAUCAGAAAUCCAUAAUUCUAUAUUUAAUGAUUUGUCAAUUUCACGAUCUGGUGAGCUCCAGGGUCAGUACCGAGGAACAUAGGAAAAUUAUUGGAUAAAAGCACAACCUUGGACACGCACGUCGGUAUAGUGAAUUGUGUGAAAAAUAAUCAUAUAAAACUUAGGCUGUGUUGAAAAAAAAAUCAUUUUGAAUGAAACGCUGAUAACAGUCAAAAACCGAAGGGUUCUGAAAAUUCUGUGUUUAAGAGAUUCUGGAUUGUUCUUAACCUUAUUGUGUUUAAAUCUCUCCAUACACCGUGAAAGGAAAAUCAUCCACAACUGCUAAUCAAAAUCUUAACGAAUAAAAUUUCAUCUGAAGCAGCAAUAUAACAUAAAGCUUAAUCUGAAGCUGCAAUAUUUCAUAAACCCUCCGGAUAACGUUUUAUACGAAUCAAAAACCGUGUAAAACCAACUGCAAAAUCCUUUAUCUAUCAUGAUGGCUGAGUCCUUUACAAAUUCAGUAUCUGACAAAGGGAUUAUUGUUAUGGCGGUCGACUACAGCAAUAACUCGGAAUGGGCUUUUGACUGGUAUGUGACGAACUUCCACAAACCAGGGAACAAAGUGAUUCUUCUUCACAUUCCGGAGAGUUACAUCAAUGCCACUACAAUGAGUCCCGGCAGGGUUAUGGAACUACAGCGAGAAACAGACGGCAAAACAGGGGAACUCAAACAAAAAUUCAUAGACAAAGCAAGCAAACUUGGGAUUGAGGCAGAAUUCAGGGUGGAGAACGCCGACAAGCCAGGGCACGCUAUUGUAGACAUUGCCCAGAAAGAAAAUGCAACUUUUGUUGUCACAGGAACUAGAGGAAUGGGCAAGUUCCGGAGGACAAUUAUGGGCAGCGUCAGUGAUUUUGUCGUCCACCAUGCCCAUUGCCCAGUUCUAGUUUGUAGACACAAGGAUAAAUAGAUUGACAAUAAGUCCUUAACAUUGUACGAAAGCAUCACUCACCUUCAGGAUGCGCACCUUGAGCCUUGUGCAGUCAUGUGAUACAUGUAAGAUUGAACAGAUAUAUCAAUGUACUAAAACAUUUUGUGUUAAAAAAAUCUGUUGAUAUUUUAUUUCGAUUCAUGUGCAUUGUACUACCUACUCAAAACAAGUUUGAUGGGUGUUGACAUUUUUUCGAACGAUUUUUCUUUCAUUGUGUUGACUUAAUUUCUUUACUGAGCAAAAGUGUAGAUAAUAAAAUUAUAUCACAAAAAAUGAUCAUACAUAAAUUUAACAUUUUUGUAUAUUUAACAAUUGUAUGUUACCAUAGUCGUAGGGGAUUUGGACACUUUAAACACUCUGUUACGAUUCUCUAUGUGUACAAAGUAUUGUAUAAUGACUGGAUGUUGUAUGAAUAUGGAAAUCGUUGUAUCUCGAUGUCGUGACUGUCCUGUGCCUGUAUCUGACAGAAAAUUGUUUUUCUUGAUCGAAUAUUAUCCUCUAAAUGCAUGGAAAUAAGCACGCAAAUAUUCAGUUUGCAAAAUCCGCAAAUAUGAUACGACACAUUAAAAGGCUGGGGUUUUUUUCUUUAUAUUGAUAAAAUUUUACGAUUAAUAGAGAAAUCUUCACAACAACCAGAAGAAUAUAUAUCAUAUGUACAUGACUCUAAUUUGUUGUAUAAUUCUAACUUUGUUAUACUUAGAAAAAGACCAUUGCAUUGACUUGUUUCAAAAAAAAGAAAUUAUGUAUGGAAAAAUGUCAGGAAAUAAAACUGCUUCUAAGUACAA